CUCGCAUGUUCGCUAUGAUUUAGUGCAGUGAAAGAGGGAAAACUGUGGAGCUGGGAAUAAUCAGCUGCGACAAAUGCAGUGUCCAUGACACUGACUUUACGACACUGUGUUUGGAACUUACUGCUUUCUGGGAGUAGUAAUUAUCGCAGCAGUUUCCAUAGGGGAUAUUUUAAGGAGACCCCCUGUCAGGCGAUAGUUUUUUUUUUCCAUUUAGCGAUCAGUUGAAGUGUUAGAAAUAGGCGGAGAGGUCUGUGAUGGUUGUGGCUGAGCGGGGAGCAGACACAUCUCUCUCUAUUUCUGCGCGAUUGUGAUGUUUUGAGCGCGCGGAGGGGAUUAUUGUUACGCACGUCACACAGAGCGCAGUUUUGGGUGAUGCGUCCAAUGAGGACCAUUGAAGCACAGUGCGGACCCUCGGCUGGAUAAACCCUACAUUUUGGGGAGUAACGAUUAUAUGCGCAUCUUGUUUUAGUUACGUGGUGUUAGUGCACAGAGGAAUACUGACUGCUCUAAGGAAAGGUCUGCGACAAAACUGGGAAGACCCUGAAUCCAGGGUGUACUUGUCAUGCCCAUUUUGCCUCAGAGGACAACAGACACGGGCUGAGAUCUGAAUUACUAUUUUGAUUCUGUGAAUGAGGAGACGUUGUGCGAGGAGCCAAGCCACGUUCGAAAUGUGAAGUCCAAAAUCUGCAACGUCCCUGAGCCACGUUCAUUUUCUACAUUUGAUUUGUUUACAUCGAUUAAGAAAUGGCGAUCCUGCCUGUCCUCCUCCUGCUGACACUCUCCAUUGCACAGCCUGUCUCUAGUCAAGAGCUGAUGGGCCCAGACCAGGGGGCUGUGCCUAGAGGAUGUGGGUGGGGCAUAGUGCGCCCGUACACGCUCUUAUGUGACCUGGACUCUAUCUGGGGAGUGGCUGUAGAGUCUGUAGCUGCUGGAGGAGUUUUGGCCUCCAUCUUACUCACCCUGGUUCUCCUGUGUCGUCUGCGUCACAUCAGUGAAGGGGAGAAGCGAAGUGGCGUGGGGCCCAUACUUCUGCUGCUUCUUGGCGUCAUAGGUCUGUUUGGCCUGAGUUUUGCAUACCUUAUUGAGCAGGACGAGUCACUCUGUCUCCUACGGAGGGCGCUAUGGGGUGUGUUGUUCGCACUGUGCUUCUCCUGCCUGCUGGUGCAGGGUGUGCGUCUGCGCAGGCUGGGACGUGAGAGGCGUAGCCCAGGUGGGUGUGCCCUAACCGGGCUGGCCCUUGGCCUGAGUGCGGUGCAGGGGAUCAUCGCGGCUGAGUGGCUGCUGCUGACGGUGCUCAGAGAGGGCCGGGCCGCUUGCCAGUACCUGCCUCUGGACUUCUCUCUGGCCUGUAGCUACGUCCUGGCCCUGCUGUUGGCCGCACUGACCGCUGCCUCUUUGGCGCUCUGUGGGAAAACUCGGCAGUGGCGCUGCAACGCCAUCUGGCUGCUGGUGACCUGCAUGCUGUCGCUGCUGCUGUGGGUGGCCUGGGUGGGCUUCUACCUGUACGGGAACGAUUGGCUGGGACGCUCCCCUGAUUGGAAUGACCCCACAUUGGCCAUAGCUCUAGUGGCUCAAGGCUGGCUCCUGCUUCUUUUCCAUGCCAUCCCCGAGUCCCACCUGUGUCUGAGACCCCCACCACAGCCCACCGCCCCCGACUACUUUGACACCUCCCAGAACUCCACCAGGAUGAGGGAGACCAGCUUUGAUGAUGAAAUCCCACUUUCCCAUAGGCAGUUUGUGGAGAACCAAGGCUACGGAUACACUGAUGAGAAUGCCGCAGGUCUGAGGAGUGGCAGCAGUGCUGGGCAGCACAACAGCAGUGGAGGAGCCCGGCCCAGCGCUCCAUUCCGCAGUAACGUGUACCAGCCCACAGAGAUGACUAUGAUCCUAAACGGGGGCGCGGUGCCCUCAGCCCCUCCCACCUACACGGGUCGACAGCUGUGGUAAAGGAUCAUGUAUUGGGAAGACGACGUGUUGGGGAUGAUGAAAACAGUGAGGAGUGCUGAGAGAUGUGUUGGACUUAAACAAAAAACAAACAAAAAACAUUGUUGCCAACUGGGACAUUUCACUUUGUACAGACUUAGUAACUGUCUGUGUGCCAAUCAACUUGUACUGUUUAAGUGUGUAUGGGACUCGGAGAUAGUGGGCCAUGGAGGGCCGAGCUACAACGUUUUAGAGGAAAGUUGAAACUAAAAUUAUGAACAAAAAUGCAAGAAAAUCAUCUGACUGAUAAUAUAUCUGUCAAGGUGUUGUAGCAUCAUUCUCCAAAGAGUUCAGCACUAAAACAACAGAAAAAUCGUUCCAGUUUUCCAACCGGUCAGACUGUCUCUUUGCUAAAAUGGAAAACCUUUGGCUCUGUCCUCCAUCUAUCCACACAGAAGAGCACAUGGGCAUCAGAACAGCAUAAGUACCGCCCUAUAUUAAAAAAAACAAACAAUGUAUACAACAUCAUCUCAACUGCAGUCUCUCCUAUCCCCCGAACACUCGCAUUUCUCACCCUUAUUCACACGCAUGGAACUCAAAACUGUGAAGUCCACAUGACCACAGCACAGAGCCAGUGCAUAGAAGGACGUUGACGCUGCUAACAGAUUUGUUAAAUACAGGAAGAAUCUGAAGGACUCUGAUUGGACAGUUGGGACGUCAAUUAUCUGUAAAUCUAGGUCAGACUGCUGUGCUCUCCAGUGGGCAAAUGUCACUUUAAAUCAGUAGGAAAAGAAGAGAGGAAAUGCAACGGCUUCCUUAGUGUGUUUUGUAUGUUCGGACAUUUAAAAGACAUUCAGAUAACAGGGUUGCUAACUGGUGCUAAAUACCCCAUAGUAUAUUUUAGCUCUGCACAACUUCCCAGAGAAAAAUUACAUUAUAGUGUGCAAGACAGAAGCUUGUGCGGUGAUGGGACUGAAAGAUGGUCUAUAGGCGACACUCCCAAUCCUACAGUGACAAGAUGGUGCCCGGUACGUCUGGUUUGGGGGCGGCGGCCGUGCUGUCGUGUCUAUCUUGUGGAGCGUCCAGGAAAAGUCAGUGUGCCAAGAAAGGACUCACGUUUCUCAGAGUCUACAUUUCACACUUCGGUCACGACAAGCUCUGUACAUAGUAUGGUGUAAGCUUGUUUACUUUUAGUUUAGUCCUACUGAAGAACUGACGACUUUUUUAAGUUGAUUUGCCUUGUGUUCCAACAUUUGAUUUUUGUUCUGUUAAGCUUCUUUUUCAGUUUUAUUUUUUAUGAUUAGCUCUUUCUUAAAGUCUUGCCAAUACUAGACAUGCUUUGAUUUUUUUAGUUUAUUGCAUGUAUAAGUUGUAAAUUACAGUCAGUGUUUUCUGCUGCAACUUGUAGUAUUUCUGUCAAUAUGUCUGCCUCCUCUUAUUUGGUAUAUUGAUGCAGUGUUCAUAGGUACAUUGUGAAAUAUUUGAAAGGGGGUGAAAACAGUACUUAAAGUUAGUGGUACUGUUUGUAAAGCAGUUCUAAAUUAAGAAAAGGCUAAAGAGACUGGGGUCAGACCUUGACCACUGCUGUAUGUAUUCCACUGGUGAUUCAAAAAUAGCACUGGUACCAACAUGCCACUUCUCAGCCAAUCAAAACCAGUCUCCACUUGGGCUGGUCCUCGAUUAGUAAUAGGGGGGAGAGGCGUUCAAGUACUAUGUGUGUUUUCACUUACUGUGGAGUACAAAAAAGUAACACGUGACUUUGUAGAUUUUGCACUCGUCAACUACCUAUCUGUGCAUGCUUCUCACCAUUUCAACAUGUAAGACCUUCUUGAAACGUACUUUUGAAUACUAACUAUAAAGGUCAUGUGACAGCAAUCAUCUUUCAGUGUAUAACCAAUACUUCACUCUCUGUGUCUGUGCUUUCUCAAACGUAUAAUGGAGAGCUGAGGCAAGACAAAAGGUCAGAGGAAAUGGACUAGAAUACAACGGGAUCAUAAAAUAAACUUAUGUUGAGAAUCUUCUGACAGCUAUUAUCUGUGACUGUGAUGAAAUUUGCACAAAUCUUCUCUACGUGGUUCAGUUUGUCAUCCCUGGACCAAAAAAGCCCCCUCCCCUCUGGCUUGUUGUGCCUGUCCUCAUAAUUUGUCUUGCCUUCAGACUGUUCCACAGGGCAGCUGACAGGGUUGAUAUUCACAGCUGUGACAGUGCAGUGACGCAGCAUGCCUAUGUAUAGAACCUGAUUCCUCUGAUUAGAAAAAUUGAAAAAAGUUCAUUCAUCUUCAAUAAAAGUGUCAUGUUUGUAGCUAA
Messenger RNA from Periophthalmus magnuspinnatus, 4230 nucleotides. RefSeq names its product G protein-coupled receptor, class C, group 5, member Ba (gene gprc5ba). Gene Ontology annotation, molecular function: G protein-coupled receptor activity; protein kinase activator activity; protein kinase binding. Gene Ontology annotation, cellular component: signaling receptor complex; intracellular membrane-bounded organelle; plasma membrane. The coding region runs from base 745 to 1947 and encodes 400 amino acids. Lineage: Eukaryota; Metazoa; Chordata; Actinopteri; Gobiiformes; Gobiidae. Gene Ontology annotation, biological process: G protein-coupled receptor signaling pathway. The transcript is spliced from 4 exons. The record is from RefSeq and is a predicted model, not a curated record.